AUACUUGCAGCAGCUGUCAAGGUCGCGGACAACCAGUUGAAACAGCUGGAUGCACGCAUUGCUGCCUUGGAGGCAAGGCCUCCCCAAGCAGCGCCAGGCUGCACGCCAGAUAUGACAAACACAACGAAGCAGCUCAAUGGGCGCAUCGAUCAUGUCGUCAAUCUCAUCGGCAACAUAGGUGUUUUCAAUGGGCCGAACACAAUCAGUAGCACGGUGGCCGCCAUCAAGACGGACAUCACCAAGCUGCAGACGAAACCGGACGCCACUACGAAGAACUACAAGAUGCCGCCCUUCGACAUCAGCAAGUUCGACGACCACAACAAGACGGACGCUUUGGCAUGGUGGCAACGUUUCCUCACGGAAGCAUCAUGCCGCACUGUCCCGGACGACUAUCUGAUGAAGGCGUUAUACUUACAACUGAUUGGAGGAGCGCAUGCAUGGAUGAACCAUCUGGCGGCUACCCACACAUGUACCAUCGCCGAACUUCACACGCACAUCACGUGGAAGGAGUUCGAGCAGCUAUGGUUCACCCGUUUCAUGGUCCGCAACGUCGUGAAGGCGGCCAUGAACGAGGUGUACACCUGCUCUCAAGGAAGUAUGCCAACUCGAGACUGGACAACCAAGUGGCAGAAGAUAGUGACCACACCAGGCUUCGAUUUGACUUUUCCUAAUCAACGAUCCGAGUUCUUCUCGCGAUCGUGCGCAGGAUUGCGGUCGGCACUCGGUAACGAGUACGACUAUACCUCGUUCCAGGCUAUCCUGGAUCGCGCAAACCUUGUCAUCCAAACGGACAACAAGGCCGCUAACGAGAAACAAUCCCAACCACAUUAUGUGGCUAAGCAUGGCUAUCAACGUCCGACACAUAACAAUGCCGUAAUUUAUGAAGAAACAGACGAUCUCCACGCUGUAGCAGCAUCCUCGAGUGAUGGAGGAAUUGUAGCAGCGCUCCCGCCGAAGCGUCCUAAGAGGGUCCGGAAACCCAAGGCGACACAAGAGACGGCAUCGACGGGAACUGGGCAGCGGCCAUGGACGGCCUACAACAUCACCAAGGAAGUCUAUGAACUUCGUCAAAAAUUUACGCUCCUAUUUGCACGCUACAGUACCAGCUCCGUUGACGGACGACGGGUAGCGAUUGUUGAUCUUUGCUCCUAUCUUGCGAAGAUUGACCGCGAGUAUGCCACCCAAAGGUACGCCGAAACCGACACGCCUUUGCUCUAUAUCCGCAUUCAAAUCGGAAAGGCAACCUGUAGUGUCUUGAUUGAUUGCGGAGCGUCUCGCAACUUUAUGAGCCAAACCUUUAUGGCCCGCGCAGGUCUUGGCCCGCAAAGGAAGACGCAACCCACGCAAGUUACACUCGCGGACGGCCGCACGCAAAAGUCAAUUGACCGAUGCGUCGACGGCGUUCCAGUAUACUUCGCGCCACUUGCGUGCGAGCCGGUGUCUUUUGACAUCCUCGACACCAAGUUCGACAUGAUUCUAGGCAUGUCUUGGUUGCGUAGCGCCGAUCAUCCGGUGAACUUCCAUGACCGAACCGUUCACAUCCGUGAUCGGAACGGAGUGUUAGUCCCAUGUACGGUCGCGACCCCUCACACUUCGAUUGCUUGUCACGUGGUUUCCGUUGCGAGAAUUUGCGACGCCAUUGCUCGGAAUGACGUCGAGGAGAUGGGCCUUGUAUUCUUGCAUGCUCUCCCCUCGCCGGACGGACCAGCCGCGUCACCGCCGGACCCACGCAUUUCUCACCUCUUGGACGAGUAUAGAGACGUCUUCGAGGCGCCCACCAGAACGGUUCCGGAUCGGCCCAUACGUCACGAGAUCACUCUCGAGGCUGGCGCCGUCCCUCCGCUUGGAUGUAUCUACCGCAUGAGCGAAGAGGAACUCGAGGUGCUUCGCGGACAACUCGAUGACCUUCUCGACAAGGGCUGGAUUCGCCUUAGUUGCCACCAGAUUGAAAUCCAGCCUCAAGACCGGUACAAGACCGCGUUCAAGACGCGGUACGGGCAUUUUGAGUGGGUUGUCAUGCCUUUUGGCCUCACCAAUGCCCCCGCGACUUUCCAAGCAGCAAUGACGACUGAGUUUCACGACUUGCUCGAUCGCAGCGUCCUCAUCUACCUUGAUGACAUCUUGGUUUACAGUAGGACGUUGGACGAGCACAUCGUACACCUUCGCGUUGUUCUGGAUCGUUUGCGACUAGCCAAGUACAAAGCGAAUCUCGACAAGUGCGAAUUCGCCAAGCAAGAGCUUGAGUACUUGGGUCAUUUUGUCACGCCGAAAGGCAUYCGUCCCUUAGMGGACAAGAUCCAAGYCAUCGUGGAUUGGCCGGAACCCCGUUCGGAUGGCCAGACGGAGCGAGCGCACCAGACCGCUCAGAUGAUGUUGCAUACGCUCAUCCGUCCCGACCAGAAAGAUUGGGUUGACCGGCUUCCUGACAUCGAGUUUGCCUAYAACACUUCGGUGCACCCGGCGAUCUGCGUCACACCAUUCGAGUUACAUCAUGGUGGAGAGAAAGCACGGAUCUUUGCUGAUCUUCUUUUGCCACAGGCUGCCGACAUAGACGUCCCUUGCUCUCCUUCUUCCGUUCGGAAGUACUGGGACUUGCUGAUCAAAGCCCGCGCAAAUAUGCAAAAGGCUCAGAUCCGCAUGCAGCAGCAGGCUAACCGACGUCGACUUCCACGUCCUUUCCGCGAGGGAGACCUUGUUUGGGUCCGCUCCGAGGAAUUUGCGCUCGAGCAGAACGUUUCGCGCAAACUCCUUCCGAAAUGGUUCGGACCAUGGGAAGUCACUUCUGUCGUUGGAGAUGACCCCGCAAGUCCUUCCUUCGUGAUCAACAUCCCACCACACCCUCCAGUGCAUCGGGUCUUCCACGCGUCGAAGCUGGCCAUCUACACGCCACCUUCAGCUGACGAGUUUCCCGGACGUCGAUCACAGGAUCCGCCUUCUAUGGACGGACAUUAGGAAGUUGACCGAGUCAUCAAGCACCGCAAGUAUGGCAACAAGCCAAUGCAGUUCAAGGUCACAUUCAAGCAAUGUGC
Chara braunii is the source of this 3029-nucleotide messenger RNA. NCBI's taxonomy places the organism in Eukaryota, Viridiplantae, Streptophyta, Charophyceae, Charales, Characeae. The record is from the annotation of a GenBank genome assembly.